AUGGCACCCCGUCCCUUCAUCAGGAAUUUGACCUUCCAGUCCAACAACCUCGGAAAGGAGGUCACUCUCAUGCUCGCUUGGAGCCCUAACCUGGAUGGCCUCUACGAGGACGUCUUCCCGAUAGUUUGGAAGGUCACCAAAUUCGGGAAGGAGGGUCCAUACAGGGCUACCGCGACCUACACGGCCCAACUCGCUUUCUCCAAAGCCCAGGUCGAUGCCGGGAAGGUCAUCGGCGCUGCAACCUCCGUCAAUAUUAAUAUCAACCAGAAGACAGUCCUGACUGAGGCCAACGAGGUCUAUCAUUUCUCUCCCCCUGAGACGGGGACCGCUGGUAUCCUGCAGGCCCAGAACCACACUGGUGCUAUUCAAGAAAUCGCAGUCGGCUUUGUAAACAAAGGAGAUUUCAUGCCCACCCCCGUGCUCUACUUCAGCGAUGUUGGAGAUGGCAGUCGCGUCACAGCGAAGUACACUCCGGUCCUGCGUGCCUACAUUACGGCCGACUAUGAAGAGACCGCGAUCUUACGAGGCCAAGUCGACACUCCUGCGAUCUGGACGCAGGACCUCACUGGGCUUGCUCAGAACACGACUUGGAACCUCGCGCGGGACCCGAACACCGGACGUUACUCACUCACCCAUGCUUAA
Suillus bovinus is the source of this 642-nucleotide messenger RNA. RefSeq lists its product as uncharacterized. The transcript has 9 exons. Bases 1 to 642 code for a protein of 213 amino acids. The record is from RefSeq and is a predicted model, not a curated record. Lineage: Eukaryota; Fungi; Basidiomycota; Agaricomycetes; Boletales; Suillaceae.